GGGCGAGAGGAGUUUCGGCGGAGGGGCUGGGACCUGGCGCCUGCGGGGAUGGAGGACAUCUGAUCCAUCCAAGUCCCGAAGGAGCUGGGUGCCACCCCGCCGCCAUCGCCGCCGCCAUCCCACCACCGACCCACCACAGAGCAGCCGUGCGUCCACUUCCAGGCGACGAGGCACUGAAGGAGGAACGUCCAGCACAGCUGGGAAAGGACACCGGACUGGAGUAA
This is a messenger RNA of Ostreobium quekettii, 224 nucleotides long. NCBI's taxonomy places the organism in Eukaryota, Viridiplantae, Chlorophyta, Ulvophyceae, Bryopsidales, Ostreobiaceae. The record is from the annotation of a GenBank genome assembly.